CAAAUAGCGAGGGUCUGUCAGAGAUGUGGAGUCUUGUGUUGCUCGCUGGCCUCUUGACAAAUUGCCUCACAAGUGAUGGCAAGCUCAUCUCGUGGGAGGCACAUUAUCCUGACUCUCAUGACGCACCGGAGACGCCAGGCGUCGGGCGCGUCGGCAUCGUGGGCCCUGGGGAGGUGGGGAAGCUGGGUGACGUCACCAACGGCACCGGGUUCACCGGCAUCGUCGACGGCGGCGUGGGCGUGGCCGGCGCUGUGAAGGGAGGCGUCGGCGUCUCCGGCCUCGUCACUGGCGGCGGAGUUGCAGUGGUUGGCGCCGUCCUCGGCGGAGUUGGCGUCUCUGGCUGGGUUGCCAACGGCACGGGAGUGGCAGGAGAUAUAAAAGGUGGCAUCGGCGUGGACGGCUUCGUGGGGGGCAAUAGCACAGGUGUGCACGGAGAUGUCAGCAGUGGCAUUGGUAUAUCUGGUGCCAUCGAAAAUGGCACAGGUGUCCAUGGAAAAGUAAGCGGAGGCACGGGCGUCUAUGGCACUAUCAAGAACGCAGUUGGCGUAAGAGGAAAUAUAAGUGGUGGGGUGGGGGUAAUUGGAACUCUUAAUGACGGAGUCGGGGUAGUAGGCUCCGUUAGCAAUGGCACUGGGGUGAAUGGCGUGGUGAAAGGGGGGAAAGGUGUUCUUGGGAAUAUAAGAAACGGCACUGGCAUCAGGGGCAACGUCGAAAGUGGAACAGGUGUCAUGGGGUAUGUUAUAGGAGGCACAGGCCUGAACGGCACAGUAGAGAAUGGCACUGGGGUAUUUGGCAUGGUCUCGGGCGGAACCGGGGUGGCCGGGACUGUGCUUGACGGCACGGGUGUGAAUGGAACCAUCCUGAGUGGCACGGGCGUGAACGGGAGUGUGAGCGGAGGCACGGGCGUCGCGGGAGUCAUCGGCAGAGGCACCGGCGUGUCUGGCGUGGUCAACGGAGGCGUGGGCGUGAGAGGGUUCGUCGUACCAGACACCUAUCUGACUCGCCUGCUUAGGGAAACGCCGGCUGCUGGAACAGUUGGCGAUGAAACCCCAUACAUUGGUGGGGAAUCUCAAGUAGUUAGUGGUAGAACAGCAGGCACUGGUGGUGAAUCGACAGGUAUUGGCGGCGAAUCUCCGUUAUUGGUGUUCAAACACCGUUUACUGUGGUGAAAUAUCACUAGGUGAAUAACUUCAGAUAUAGGAGGUAAAUCUCCAUUUGUCAUGAUCUUAGAAAUGAAUCUCCGCUUCUUGGGAUGCAGUCACCAUUUGUUAGGGAUGAAGCACCAUUUCUGAAAGUGAAUCACCAAUAUCUGGGAUGAAGCACUAAUUCCUGAGGAUGAAUCAUCACUCGUUGGUGGAGAAUCACUAAUUGCUGGAGAUGAUUCACCAACACCUGGAGAUGAAGCACUAAUUCCUGGUUACGAAUCAUCACUCGGGGGAGAAUCACCAAUUGCUGGAGAUGAAUCACAAAUAAUUGGGGAGAAAGCAUUACAUGUUAGGGAUGAAUUCCCAAUACCUAUAGAUGUAGAUCCACCUACGGGUGAAGCACCGAUACCUAUGGAGGUAGAUCCACCUACGGAUGAAGCACCGAUACCUAUGGAUAUAGCACGUAGGGAUAAAGCACCAAGUUCUGUGGAUGAAGCACCAAUAUCAGGGGAUGGAUCACUAUUUGUUAGGGAUAAAAUACCGAUUGCUGGAGAUGAAUCACCAAUUUCGAGAGAUAAAUCAGCACCUGCUCAGGAUGAAGCACCGGUUUCUGGGGAUGAAUCAUCAUUUGUUGGGGGUGAAUCUGUAAUUCCUGAAGAUGAAUUGCCUGUUCCUGGAGAUGAGUCACCAUUUGUUGGGGAUGAAUCACCAACUCCCGGGGGCGAGCCUCCAACUUCUAGGGAUGAAUCGCCACUUGUUGGGGGAGAAGAAUCAAUUGUUGAGGCUGGAGCUGCGGGCGAGGCCCCCAAUAGCGGAGGCAGCGCGUCGCUUGACGGGAGGUCGGCCGCUGAUGAAGCCCCGGCCAUACCCUCGGAGGUGCCUGCUGUGCCUCUUCCAGUCUUCGGAGAGGCACCCGCUGUGGGUGGCGAUUCCGUUGUUGCUGAUGACGCUGACGGAGGCGAGGGUAAAG
Penaeus monodon (black tiger shrimp) is the source of this 2115-nucleotide messenger RNA. Its product is annotated as glycine-rich cell wall structural protein 1-like. The record is from RefSeq and is a predicted model, not a curated record. NCBI's taxonomy places the organism in Eukaryota, Metazoa, Arthropoda, Malacostraca, Decapoda, Penaeidae.